Molecule: messenger RNA, 1500 nt
Organism: Rhinocladiella mackenziei CBS 650.93
Lineage: Eukaryota; Fungi; Ascomycota; Eurotiomycetes; Chaetothyriales; Herpotrichiellaceae
Exons: 4
Coding region: 1-1500 (499 amino acids)
Source: RefSeq, a predicted model, not a curated record
AUGCCUUCUAGCCCGGUCGCUGACUCUCAAGUGGUCAUGGGUUAUUUCGCUAUUUUCCUUUGCUCUCCUUGUUCAAAAGUGCCUUAUUCUACAAAUGAUCUCAACCAGCGAGCAAAGUCGAAACCAGACGUUGAAAAGGUUCAGAAAUGUGCCAUUUCAAACCUCAAGUCGAAUUUGUCUUUCUUAGACCAUGCCGUCCCUAUCAAAACCGACGAGUUCAUUCAACGUCGUGACCGGCUAGCUGUCGCUCUGGUUGAUGCCAAAGUGGAUGCUUUUGCCGUUGAACCAGGCUAUACGUUCCAAUACUACGGCAACAUCAGUCAGACGGACUGGGAACCAUGGGAACCGGAAGAACGGCCAUUUCUCAUGAUCGUCCAGCCGAUCGUGGAUUCGGCCACGCACAAGGUCAGGGCAAAGACGAGCUUCCUAUCGCCGCAUUUUGAGGAGGAACGUGUCCGCAUGCUAGGCAUGCCCUUCCCCGCCAAUGAACGCUUGGACAUCGCUGUCUGGGAAGAGCAUUGGAAUCCCUACGAGACUCUCCGAAUCGCCACGUUCAACAAUGCAACGGGUGUCAAGAUCAUGGUCGACGAAGAAAUGCGCGAUUACAUCGUCCGAGGACUAGAUGCGGCGGGGUUUGACACUGUGGGCCUGAGUGACGAGGUCGAAAGUGUCAGGCAGAAGAAGAGCCCAUCCGAAGUCGAAUUGCUCCGAGCCGUGAACACUGGCACUGUCGAGGCUGUGCGACAAAUGAGACCUUGUCUCGUGCCGGGUUUGACCGAGAACGAAGUCACCACGAUACUGAACAACGCUUUACUCUCUGUGGGGUUCUCCCUGUUCUUCAAUAUUGUCCUGUUUGAAGAGGAUGCCGCUCUCCCCCACGGCGGCUUCAUCACAGGAGAUAAAGUCCUUACAUACGACACGAUGGUAUUGAUUGAUGUCGGCGCUCAUUACCUGGGCUAUUCUUCAGACAUUUGUCGGAGUUUCUUCAUCGACCCGCCAACUCAAAGUCCCGCUCAUCAUCGAUCCCCACUCAGCCUGAUUCACAAGGCCUGGUCCGUCUUCCAUCCAGCCUCUCCGCAUUCUAGAACAUCUUUACAGCCAUACGAGCCGCAAAACUCCCAUCUCCAUGCUCUCAAGCUUGAGAUCUGGUCUCUCGUUCUCUCCGCCCAGACGGCCAGCAUCGAAGCCUUCACACCCAACUCCUCCGCCGCUGAUGUCGACAUUGCCGCGCGAACGGUUAUCUCGAACGCCGGUUACGGAAAGGCCUUCACCCACCGUGUCGGCCAUGGCAUUGGUAUCAAAGCCCAUGAGUCGCCCUAUUUGAACAAAGGUAACACGGAUACCAUGCUUAGACCUGGUAUGACAUUCACGAGCGAGCCUGGUGUCUACCUGGAAGGCCGCUUCGGCGUCAGGCACGAAGAUAUAUUCCUCGUGAUGGAAGAUGGGGACGAGGCGGAAUGCCUCAGUGGUCAGAGAGCAAGGGGUCCUUAUGAGCCAUGA